Molecule: messenger RNA, 1337 nt
Organism: Prorocentrum cordatum
Lineage: Eukaryota; Dinophyceae; Prorocentrales; Prorocentraceae
Source: the annotation of a GenBank genome assembly
AGCCAUUUCGGUUCAAGGCCGUGUUUGGGGGUCGCGCGCCUCAGCUCCCCUGUCGGGUUAGGGCCGCGCGCAAGACGGGGCCGCAGCAGUCAUGGUUAUGGUCCCGAGCCUGGAGUUCGAGCCCGAGGGCACCCUGCGCUGGAAGCUCGGGGCGGUGGCCGCUGCGCUCAAACAGAAGGUCCAGACCCGGGCGCGCAGCCCACGCCCUGCCCGCGCCGACGCCUCUGCCGAGUCUACACUUUACACGCCUCUGGCCCGACGGGCGCGCGCAUCUGCGACCGGAGCUUCGAGCUGGCGGACCACCUCGAGAGCGGCACCGGCCCCGGCCUGGCGUCGCGCCACGCGGAGCCGCCGCGUGCGGAGCAGUGCUUCCUCGUGACGGUGUCACAGGGCGCGCGGGAGCACACCCUCGCGACCGAGGCAGGCGAGAGGGUUCUGAUCGCCAGGCUGGACCGCGCCACCAGCGGCGCGGCCCCCGAACCAUCGGCAUCUUCGCCGCGCACGGGGACCAGGGUGCUCUCGGCCCGGCGCCCGACUUCCGGCUCCAGAGCGACGCCUCCAAGAAGACCUGGUCGCUGCUCGUGGCCAGGUGCGAGCGCUGCGAAUCCCGGGGAAGGCGGCAGCAGGGCACCCGCGAGCUCGCGCGCAUACGCCACCACACUGAGCGCAUCGGCGAGAGCGAGGCCUUCUGCAUGGACGUGGAGCUGCCCCGGUACGAGGAGGGCAGCCCCGGGGGCUGCUGCGGGGUGUGCGGGGCGUGCCCGGCAGGGGAGGUCUCCGAGCUCUCCUCCCGCCGGCCGUGGUGGGAUGCGGCGAACGAGACCCGGGGAAGAGAAGGCUGGGCUUCCAGGGGCGCUGCGACGCUUCGUCCGAGAGGAACUUCCAGCUGGAGGUCCCGGGCAGCAGCAGGCGCUCGCCGGCCAAGCUGCUCUUCGGGGAGCGCGAGCACGCGAUGAACAAGGUCGGCAAGAAGAUGUUCGCCCUUUAUCACUCCGAGCCGCUUGGGACUGUCCAGGCGUUUGCAGCUGCCCUAAGCACGCUGCACUGGGCCUGAGGUCCCCCCCCUCCCCCUUGGAUCCUGCCUCUCCCUGGGUUCGGACAUAAGGAGGCGUGCCCAUUUCUUCCCUCCACUGCAGCUGCCUUAUUUCCACCUUCCGCACUGUGGCAGGCGACUGUAAUAAGUCCCCUGUCGUGACCUUGCAGGCACAGCGACGGCUUCGGGCCAUAAAUUUUGGCGAAGCAUCGAUGUCGGGGGGUGCGAUGGUGCUCCCAGCUGCUUACUUUCUAGUUCGCAUUUGCAGAGAAGCAUGCUUUCCAGAUUUGUCGUUGGGUUGGAG